Molecule: messenger RNA, 1353 nt
Organism: Aedes albopictus (Asian tiger mosquito)
Lineage: Eukaryota; Metazoa; Arthropoda; Insecta; Diptera; Culicidae
Product: odorant receptor 33a-like
Exons: 2
Coding region: 50-1189 (379 amino acids)
Biological process (GO): sensory perception of smell; detection of chemical stimulus involved in sensory perception of smell
Cellular component (GO): plasma membrane
Molecular function (GO): odorant binding; olfactory receptor activity
Source: RefSeq, a predicted model, not a curated record
CUAUCGUUUCCUUUUUCAUUCCGACAACAACUACAUACUUGCACCCACAAUGGAAGAUGAGAAAUUCUGUCUAAUACUAAAAUUUGUUCGUCGUGCUCUUAGUGUUUCGGGUAGCGAUAUAUUUGAAGAACGUUGGCGGCCGUCUGCGUGGACUUUAUUUGCGCUUUCAGUAACUUACGCAUAUCCUUGCUUUUCGUUGCGCUUCCUAAUCAAUAAUUAUGACCACAUGUCAUACGAACAGCUUGCGGAAUGUAUUGCGCUUCUGAUCACCUGUUUGGAUGCCAUUUUCGGAAUUAUGGAAUUUUUGGUCAAUCGUAACGAAUGGAACAAUGUGAUGAAGGAAAUUCACAACCGUCGAUUCCAAUACAAAUCUAAAAGGAUUUCUGAACUGUUUAAUUUAUACUACGAUAGAAAUUAUCAGUUCUGCAAGGCCCUCUACUCAGUAUACAUUUCAUCUGCCUUAUCUCUCUUGGUGAAUCCAGUGGUGUUUCCGGAUCCCCUUCGGUACAAUCUUCCGUUGCCCUGUGUAAUUCCGUAUAUUAACCCAUCGGAGCCGUACUUUUACGCAUUGAACUACAUUCACCAGACCAUCAUGAUAUUUGUAGUCCAACAUGGCCUGAUUGCCCAAUUUGGUUCUCUGGUAACUGGAAUUAUGUCAGCCUGCUGUCAAAUUCGGGCUCUCAAAAUCAAACUGGAUGAACUCAACGAGCAAAUCGCUGAUCCAACUGUAAAACCAGACGCAAUCCGAGAGGCUCUCGGUGAGAUAAUAUACCAUCAUAACUGUACCAAGGAGUUCAUCUUGCUGAUUCAACGCAAGUACGGAGUGGUGUACCUUUCGAUGUACAUGGUUUGCGGUGGCAUCGUGGCAAUGUGUUUGAACGUGAUUGCGGAAAGUAUUUUCUCUGCGGCCACAUUGUUGUUCAUGGCUGGAGUAUUCUCCAUAUUUGUCCAUUGCUUCUUCGGAAACCUUCUGUUGAUAGAGAACGAUAACCUACCCGAUAAGAUCUACGCACUCGAUUGGCACAAACUGGACGUUUCAGUGCAAAAGUCUCUGAAAAUGCUGCUGGAGAAUUCUCAACCGGACGUAUUGCUGCACGGAAUUUUAAUGCCGCUGAAUAUGAGUACUUUUGUGUCGAUUAUGAAAGCGGCGUUUUCGUAUUAUUCCAUACUCAGCAAAAAGCAGGAAUAAUGAUUUGAAGAAAUACGCACUGUGGUGAGAUUUUGAAAAGGACCCUAGAGGUUUACUACAAGCUAUGACCAGAUUAUACACUUAAUUUCGUUGCUAAUUCGUUGCUAAUAGACGCUUUUUGUUUAUGAAAGCACUCAAUACUUGAAUAAAAAAGCAACUAUUCU